UGCGUAAUGCUUGCAAAAAGUUUUAGUGGGUUUUUCGUGAAAAUUUAAGCGAUUCUUACGUUUGUUUGUAAUAUUGUGGUGUAAAAUCUAAUUUUGGUAGUGAAGCAAAGUUCAGCAAAAUGCAUCGUCGUGGGGGAAAGCGCAUUCGAAUGGAUGAACCGCCGCCGGAUUUCGACGAACCUCUCGAGGCACCGUUUCAUAGUGAGCCGCACAACGAGAGCUGGUCCUCUGGUGGAGCUGGCGAGGGUCCUUCGGAAGAGCACCAACAUCCGGAGGAGGAAGGUAGUGGCCGUCCCGGUGGUCGGAUGACCCGUUUGCGGGCCCGGGGAGGUGUACCGCUGAAGGCUCCGAUCAUCGAUGACGACGAUGAUGAUAUAUUUUUCGGAACCAGAUUCGAGGUAAAUCAGCAGCAGCAGCAGCUGCAAGGUUUGCAGCACAAGAAACGGAAGGCUCCCAGAAAACCGAGAGGGGAUGCGGCUCCGAAGGAACCGCGGGAGAAGAGAGAACGGGUCUAUCAUGACCACGAGGAACGCGUGGUGGUGACGGACCGUGAAAGUACGACCGAUGAGAGCAGUUUGUAUUUCAUACUGCGCCACUCGAAGUCGGCCAUUACGGGAAUAGUCGACGAUUGGAUCGAAAGUUACAAGUUGGACAAGGAUUCGGCCUUGAUUGCGUUGAUGAACUUUUUUGUCCACGCGAGUGGUUGCAAGGGGAGGAUUACUCCUGAGAUGCAGCAAACCAUGGAGCACACGGCAAUCAUCCGGAAGAUGACCGAGGAGUUCGACGAGGACAGUCACGAAUAUCCGCUGAUAAUGCCCGGGCAGCAGUGGAAGAAGUUCAAGAUGAACUUUUGCGAUUUCGUACAGACACUGGUCAAGCAGUGCCAAUACUCGAUCAUCUACGAUCAGUUUCUCAUGGACAACGUAAUUUCGCUGUUGACGGGCUUGUCGGAUUCGCAAGUUCGGGCAUUCCGGCACACCGCAACCUUGGCAGCAAUGAAGCUGAUGACCGCACUGGUCGAUGUGGCUCUGCUCGUGUCGGUCAACUUUGACAACGCAGCUCGCCAGUACGACGCGGAACGGCUGAAGCCUCGCGACAAACGGGCGCCGGAUCGUUUGGAAUCGCUGAUGGCCAAGCGGACGGAGCUGGAGGAGAAUAUGGACGAAAUCAAGAACAUGCUGACUUAUAUGUUCAAGUCGGUAUUCGUGCAUCGCUACAGGGACACGCUGCCGGAGAUCAGAGCGAUUUGUAUGUCGGAAAUCGGCAUCUGGAUGCAGAAGUUUUCCCAGAACUUUUUGGAUGAUUCGUACUUGAAGUACAUCGGUUGGACGUUGCACGAUAAGGUUGGGGAAGUUCGGUUGCGGUGCUUGCAGGCUCUGUUGCCUUUGUAUGAGAACGAGGAGCUGAAGGGCAAGUUGGAGCUGUUCACGUCCAAGUUCAAGGACCGCAUCGUGGCAAUGACGCUGGAUAAGGAGUUUGAUGCUGCCGUUCAUGCGGUCAAAUUGGUCAUCAACAUCUUGAAAAUCCACCAGGACAUCCUGACCGAUAAGGAUUGCGAAAUCGUGUACGAGUUGGUCUAUUCGUCGCAUCGUGGCGUGGCUCAGGCCGCAGCCGAGUUUCUGAAUGUCCGCCUGUUCUGCUUGGACGCCGAUGCUCAAGCAAACUACACCAAGCGGGGCAAAAAGCGUCUGCCCAACACUCCGCUGAUUCGAGAUCUAGUGCAGUUCUUCAUUGAAUCCGAGCUGCACGAACACGGCGCAUAUUUGGUGGAUUCGUUCAUCGAUAGCAACCCGAUGGUUAAGGACUGGGAGUGUAUGACGGAUCUGCUGCUAGAAGAACCGGGACCCUUGGAGGAAACGUUGGAUAACAAGCAGGAAUCGACCUUGAUUGAGAUCAUGGUUAGCGCCGUCAGACAGGCAGCCACUGGAGAACCCCCGGUGGGCCGUGGAAGCAGCAGAAAGAUGACCUUGAGUGCCAAGGAGAUCAAACAGGUCCAGGAUGAUAAGCAAAAGUUGACCGAACAUUUCAUCCACAUGCUGCCGUUGCUGUUGAACAAAUACAGUGCGGACAGUGAGAAGCUCACGAACCUGCUGGCGAUUCCGCAGUACUUUGACUUGGAGCUGUACACAACCACCAGACAGGAGGCAAAUCUCCAGGCCCUGCUGGACAAAAUGACCCACAUCAUGUCGAUUCACGUCGAUCGUGAAGUUCUGGAGACUUGCUCAAAGACAUUCGAAUUCCUGUGCACCGAAGGCAGUGCCAUCUACACCCGCUGCGACGUGGCCAGAUCGAACGUAAUCGACGAAUGUGUCAAUCGCUACAAGGAGGCCAUCGACGAUUAUCGCAACCUGAUCGCCGGCGAAGAAACUCCCAACGAGGAUGAAAUCUAUAACGUCAACAUCAGCCUCAAAAAGGUUUCCAUCUUGUAUUCGUGUCACAAUUUGAAUCCCUGGAAUCUGUUCGACUCUCUGUACCAAGACAUCGAGGAAAGUCUGUCGGAAAACGCCGGCGACAACGGCAUUCCGCACGAAGCUUUGGUCUACUGCAUCGAGGCGUGUGUCUUCUCCAUCAAUUGGGGGUUGUAUUUCCUGGAGAACACCAUGGACCGAUCAGCUGCCUCCGAAGUGGACGAACUGGCCCAGAAUCUGCAAAAGUACAUGAACGCUUGCAACGAGCUGAUGCACUACGAGGUGGCCCCAACUGUGCAGGAAGCAGCCUACAUGUCCAUCUGCGACUUGCUGAUCGUGUUCAGCGAUCAACUGGCCACCCAUCCGAACGAAAACAUCCGCAAACUGGUGUACAUUCCAAGCCCGGAACAGCAAACCCUGCUCAACGAAUUCGUCCAGGCGAAUGUAUUCUCCACGGAACAGGAGGAAGGCCACGACGAAACUCGCAUCGAGGAACUGCACAAGAGGAGAAACUUUUUGGCUGCCUACUGCAAGCUGAUUGUCUACAACAUCCUUCCCAUGAAAUCAGCUGCUGACAUUUUCAAACACUACUUAAAGUGCUACAACGAGUACGGUGACAUCAUCAAGACCACCCUGGGCAAGACCCGCGAAAUCAACAAGAUCAACUGCGCCAUGACCAUGUGUCUGAGUUUAAUCAACAUCUUCAAGGACAUCCAAGAUGCUUCACCGGGGGGUCGGGUUUCGAGAAACUCCCAGGAAUUCCAAGAUCUCAAGGAAUUGGCCAAGCGCUUUGCCCUUUCCUUCGGACUGGAUGCGGUUAAGAAUCGAGAAGCCAUCACGGUGUUCCAUCGGGCGGGCAUUCUUUUCGCCGUAACGAUCCCGAACGAUGCCAACGAAGAUCCAUCGGCACCGCCGCCGUGCAUCGCCUUCCUGGAGGUGUUGGCCGAACUGACCAACAAGCUGAUCAAGCAGGACAAGAAACUGAUUCUCAGCUUCAUGGAGCGCCGGUUGAAUGCGGGUAUUCCGUCGAGCCGAUCCGAAGACUGGCAACCGCUGAUGUCGUACAAAAAUUCGCUGCUACAUGGCGAAACCGACCAGAUGCCGGUCACAUCCAAGCGGGCGUACUCGCGGAAGAAGAAGGAUUACGACCACGAGGACGACGAGGAACACGACGAUGAAGACGAUCAGGAUUAUGUUGCGUAAAGUUUGUGGAGAGCAAUUUACUCGU
Messenger RNA from Ochlerotatus camptorhynchus, 3636 nucleotides. It is a transcript of the gene SA1, whose product is annotated as stromal antigen. The record is from RefSeq and is a predicted model, not a curated record. Gene Ontology annotation, biological process: sister chromatid cohesion. The transcript is spliced from 5 exons. Gene Ontology annotation, cellular component: chromatin; cohesin complex; nucleus. The coding region runs from base 120 to 3611 and encodes 1163 amino acids. Lineage: Eukaryota; Metazoa; Arthropoda; Insecta; Diptera; Culicidae. Gene Ontology annotation, molecular function: chromatin binding.